AUAUAACCUCACUCUUCAGUUGAUUUGAUUUCAGCUGUUUAUCAAAAUAAUUGAAAUUUCAAAUGGAUAGAACUCUGUUUAUCGAUGGUUACUUGGUAGAUCUGAUAGACGACGAGUGGAGAAACGAUAAAUUACCCACAGAAGAUAUAGAGGUUCCUGCUCACGAAUUAGCUGACCCUGAAGCUGACACAGCUGAUUCUCACACUAGUUUGAAAGAGCAGGAACAAAGGUGGUCUGAUGUCAAUUUAAAUGCGCUCACUGAACGUGUCUAACUCUUCUAAUAUGGAAUUACCUUCUGUUGGUGCUCAUUGUUGUCAAGAAAACUGCAAUGCACUCGAUUUUCUUCCUUAUGUUUGUACUUGUUGCAAAACAUUCUGCCUAGAACACUUUACUGCUCAUAGUGUAGAUUGCCAAAUUGGGGAUAAUGUUGUUUCUGAAUUGAAAAAAAUUGAAAAUUUCCUUACAUGUUCAGAAGAGGGGUGUCAUGAAAGAAGUAUCAUACCGUUAGUAUGCCAAAACUGCAGUAAACAUUUCUGUGUCAAACAUCGGCAUAUUGGUGAAUGUGUUAAAAAGACAGAGGAUGAAUACAAAGCAGCAAGGGAAAUACUAGCUAUUCCUACUAACCAAUUCAAUGCAGCAAAGGCUAACUCUGAUAGAGAAAUAAACAAAAAAAUUGAGAAUGCUAUGAAAAACGAUAAUAAACGAAAAUUAGCGCUGAAAGUACAAUUGAUGCGUCUGAAAUCCAAGGCCGUUGGACUCCAAUCAAUACCACCUACAGAAAGAGUUUAUUUCAAUAUUCUCUUACCUUCAAAAUCAGAGAAAGCUGUUUAUGUUUCUAAUGUUUGGACCAUAGGAAGGACCAUCGAUUAUAUUGCAGAAAUAUGUCACUUGAAAAACAAUAAUAAUAAAAGUGGUGAGCUCAAACUAAGACUAUUCAAAACAGAUAAAAAUAUUUUAUCUCAUGUCAUGUCAGAUAGUAUUAAAAAUUUGAUAGACAGUCAGGUUAUCCUAGAUGGAGAGAGUAUUAUAAUUGAAUAUGUGAGCGAUAAUUGUGUUGUUUUAAAUUGAAUUUUCUCAAUAAAAUAGCUCUCUAUUCUGAA
This is a messenger RNA of Harmonia axyridis, 1100 nucleotides long. Its product is annotated as AN1-type zinc finger protein 1-like. Gene Ontology annotation, molecular function: zinc ion binding. Lineage: Eukaryota; Metazoa; Arthropoda; Insecta; Coleoptera; Coccinellidae. Gene Ontology annotation, cellular component: endoplasmic reticulum; cytoplasm. Gene Ontology annotation, biological process: proteasome-mediated ubiquitin-dependent protein catabolic process; protein targeting to ER. The transcript is spliced from 2 exons. The record is from RefSeq and is a predicted model, not a curated record. The coding region runs from base 250 to 1068 and encodes 272 amino acids.